AUGUUUGCGACGUCGAGGACGGGGAAGCUGCGCAUCGACGCGUCGAGCGCCGCGCCGCAGGGCGAGCUGGCGUUCGAGCUGCCCCCGGCGCGGACGGGGCUUGGUGCCACGCCGUUCGCGAGCAUCUCCUCGCGCAGCUUUCCCGAGUGGAAGGACCAGGCCGAUGUGCACCCCCGGGCGCCUCAGCUGGUGUUCACGACGGCGCGCGCGGCCACGAGCGAGCGGUUCCGCGUGAUCAAGAUCAUCGGCGACGGGCGCUGCAUGUUUCGAGCGAUGGCGCACGGGCUCGCGCACAACAAGGGGAUCGCGCUGAACCCGAAGGACGAGGAGCGCGAGGCGGACGAGCUGCGGAUGGCCUGCGCGGAGGCCCUGUGCACGUCCCAGAAGCGACGGGCGCAGUUCCGGGACGCGAUGGAGGCCGUGCGAGCCGAGGGAGAGGAGCUGCCCUCGUACUGCCGGAAGAUGACGUCUCCGACGUUCUGGGGCGGCGAGCCCGAGCUCAUCACGCUCUCUAAGAUGCUCCGCGUCCCCAUCUACGUCUAUCUGUCCGAGAGCGAGAUGGGGGCGGACAGUACGGGAUUCGUGCCAGUACAGAAGUACGGCGAGCAGUUCGCGAAGGCCGCGAAGGACGGCUCGCGGAAGGCACGGAGGCCCGUCAGACUGGUGUUCACCGGCGGGAACCACUACGACCUCCUGUUGAAGUGA
Pedinophyceae sp. YPF-701 is the source of this 705-nucleotide messenger RNA. The record is from the annotation of a GenBank genome assembly. Lineage: Eukaryota; Viridiplantae; Chlorophyta; Pedinophyceae.